AUGCCAGCAGAUGGUACAGACUCGCUCAAAACUUCCGGUGCAGUUGGCUCUACGGGCUCAGCCAGCUUCCACUUAUUAGCCAUGUCGCGUGCUGCCACAGUCAUGUGGUUCAAGCCUUUGCCCAAUGCCUGGACGUAUGAGGUGGACUGGACAGUACCGGCCUGUGAUGAUGGUGAGGGCGCAAGACAUGGGGCAGUCAUGUCUCAAAUCAAGUGCAUGUUCUCCGUGCUGUGUUAUCUGCAGCCUUGCUGUCUCAGACUAUCCACUGUACGGACGACAACGUCGACGGAUUGUUACUAUUUGUUCCUCCGCUUAGACGCUGAGUUCACGCGUGAAACAAUCAUGUUCGGCGAGGCUGCCCUCCAAUUACUCAAUGUGUACAUGGCUCCACGCAAGGGAUAUGAGACAGAGAACCAAAACCGACAAAGCCGAAGAAGAGCUUCACACACCUGA
Messenger RNA from Macroventuria anomochaeta, 453 nucleotides. RefSeq lists its product as uncharacterized. Bases 1 to 453 code for a protein of 150 amino acids. The transcript is spliced from 2 exons. Lineage: Eukaryota; Fungi; Ascomycota; Dothideomycetes; Pleosporales; Didymellaceae. The record is from RefSeq and is a predicted model, not a curated record.